CACCAGCAGGAAAAUGCUGUUGUUUUCGUCAAAGGACAAUCUCGUCAUCUUUCCAUUGCGCGGAUCGAACGAUCGACAAGCGUUGCAGUUGUGCCCUGCUGUUCACGCCGAGUGUUCAAGUGUUCCAGUGUUCUUUUUGCCUUGUACAUCUUACCGUGCAAACUCUAUGAAAACCUACAGACCAUCAAUCGAAAGUGAACUGCUUCGAUGGGCAAAUGUGCCAACUGCAUAUCGGUUAUCGUUACAUUCAGUCUUUACUUAAUGUAAUCCAUCCGCUAUGAUGGCAUAUCCGUUGAGUUGACAAAACAAAACAAAAAAAAACAAAAGCAAAAAGACGGAUAGCCAGAAUCGAACUGUGCUGACUGUGCCACCAGCAAGAUGGCCUCGUGAACUGCUGCCUGCGUGUGUCGAGGUCGACAUGAUCUUGUUCAUUUGUCGUAGAUCCCAAUUCAACAAUCAAUUCCUGUCGUCCAUUAGUAGAGUCAAACAAAUGUCAACGCACCAGGUAAUGGAUUAUUCAGCAUGGUCAAAGGAGGAUCUCAUAGGACGAGUUAAAGAAUUGGAGACCAUCGUGCAAACUGGGAAGCCCAGCCAAAAGGCAAUAAAUCAAGAGUGCAAGUGCACACCUCCUACGACGAAAGCAAAAUUGCGAAAGAAAGCAGCACCCCGACCAUUUGAUUUUGAGGCUCACCCGCUCCGCCCAAUUGCCCUCCGUCUUUCGUACCUAGGUUGGUCCUAUCAUGGCCUCGCCUCCCAAGAAACUGAUACCGUCCCUACCGUCGAGUCUCACGUAUUUAAUGCCCUAAUGACUGCUAAACUGAUACCCGAUCGCAAAGCAUGCCAGUUUUCAAGGUGUGGACGAACAGACAAGGGAGUGAGUGCUUUCGAGCAGGUCCUUGGAUUGUGGAUCAGGAGUUCAUUGUGCGCUAGCACGGCCGGAUUAGUGAAGGGGUGGGAAAACACGGAACCAGCAAAGAAGGGUGUGAUGAAAGAGUUGGGUUACUGCGAUGUGGUGGAUGGGGAGAUGGAUUAUGUGGGUAUUUUGAACAGGAUCUUACCGAAAGACAUACGAGUCUUGGGGUGGAGUCCGGUCCCGCCAACCUUUGAUGCCAGAUUUGACUGCCAAUAUCGCCGAUAUAAAUACUUCUUUCCUGCCGGAGCAUUGGAUAUUCGCGAAAUGAGGACGGCAGCAUCACAGUACAUUGGUGUACACGAUUUCCGAAAUUUUUGCAAAGUCGAUCCAGCCAAGAACAUUUCUUCCUACGAACGCCGAGUUCUGGAUGCAGAUAUAAGACCAUUGGGCCUAGAAGAUGACCCCAAUUGGGCAGACGGUCCUAAUGGAGAUGGAUUGGAUGCGGAGACCGGACAGGCACCUGAAGCGGACAAAUGUUAUGUCUUUACCGUCACAGGCCACGCCUUUCUCUGGCAUCAAGUGCGCUGCAUGAUGGGUAUACUCUUUUUGGUCGGAUUACGAAAGGAGCCCUCAAACCUCCCCACAACUCUAAUGGAUCUGUCAGCGCAUCCCCCAAACAGUGGUCGACCAGCUUACGACAUGGCAAGCGAGAUACCCCUUGUCCUUGUCGAGUGCGGUUACCCUACGGACAUGUUACGAUGGCACCAGGAUGAUGCUGAGAGCAUCAAAUUGGCCCAUGGAUUGCGAGAGUUGUGGAGAGAUUAUGCUGUGAAGAGUACACAGAUUGGUCGGUUGAUUCAAGGUGUCGUUGGCAUGGACGAAAGACGAUUGUCAUGGGUAUCUGGUAAAGAAAAGUACGUACCGGUGAUGAAGCUGGGGAGAUGCGAUUCUGUUGAAGAAAGAAUCAGAAAGAGCGAUGACGCAAAGACGAGGAAAAGAGGAGCAGGAACUCCAGACAAGGUCAAUGAUGCUGGAAAGCGGCCCAAGAUGGUCGAAUGAGGGACUUUGCAAUUUGUACAUAGAUGACGCAAGGCAUGGAGCAAUUGUAAAUGACUGUAACAAGACGCUCAACUUUUAUAGAUGGCGUAGAAUUUUCGAAUAUAUUCACAGUAAAUAUAAUAACGAUAAACUUGACCAAAC
Messenger RNA from Spizellomyces punctatus DAOM BR117, 2053 nucleotides. Its product is annotated as tRNA pseudouridine synthase A. The transcript has a single exon. Gene Ontology annotation, biological process: mRNA pseudouridine synthesis; tRNA pseudouridine synthesis. Gene Ontology annotation, cellular component: nucleus; cytoplasm. The record is from RefSeq and is a predicted model, not a curated record. Gene Ontology annotation, molecular function: pseudouridine synthase activity; RNA binding. The coding region runs from base 419 to 1912 and encodes 497 amino acids. NCBI's taxonomy places the organism in Eukaryota, Fungi, Chytridiomycota, Chytridiomycetes, Spizellomycetales, Spizellomycetaceae.